This is a messenger RNA of Saitoella complicata NRRL Y-17804, 1434 nucleotides long. Its product is annotated as peptidase M18, aminopeptidase I. NCBI's taxonomy places the organism in Eukaryota, Fungi, Ascomycota, Saitoellomycetes, Saitoellales, Saitoellaceae. The transcript has a single exon. Gene Ontology annotation, biological process: proteolysis. The coding region runs from base 1 to 1434 and encodes 477 amino acids. The record is from RefSeq and is a predicted model, not a curated record. Gene Ontology annotation, molecular function: zinc ion binding; metalloaminopeptidase activity. Gene Ontology annotation, cellular component: fungal-type vacuole.
AUGUCCGCUCCACUCAUCUCCAACAGCGCAAAAUCCUACGCAAAGGACUUCCUCUCCUUCGUCGCCUCCUCCCCAACCCCCUUCCACGCCGUCGCAUCCUCCAUCGCCCUCCUCGAGCGCGUAGGCUUUACCGAACUCCGCGAACGGGACUCCUGGGCCUCCUCCAUCAAACAAGGCGGAAAGUACUACGUCACCCGCAACACAACCUCCCUCAUCGCAUUCUCCGUCGGCAAGAAAUGGUCGCCAGGGAAGGGUGUCGCGAUGAUUGGCGCGCACACCGACUCGCCUACCUUGCGCCUGAAGCCCGUUAGUGCGAAGACAGCGGAGGGGUAUUUACAGGUUGGGGUUGAGUGCUAUGGAGGUGGGAUUUGGCAUUCGUGGUUUGAUCGUGAUCUUGGGGUUGCGGGUCGUGUUAUGGUUAGGCAGGGUGAUGGGAGCUAUAAGCAGCAGUUGUUGAAGAUUGAUAGGCCUAUCCUCAGGAUCCCGACGUUGGCGAUUCAUUUGGAUCGGGAUGUGAACGUCAAGUUCGAGUUCAACAAAGAGACACACCUCACACCUAUCGCUGGCCUCGUGUCCGCGCAACUCAAUGCCGAGACGCCCGUCGACCCCACCACCGACUCCGACGACAAAGACGCCGGCUCCGUCGCUAAGCGCCAUACUCCCGCCCUUAUCUCCCUCAUCUCCAACGAACUCUCCUGCAAACCAGAAGAGAUCCACGACUUCGAGCUCGUCCUCUUCGACACGCAAGCCCCUGCCCUCGGAGGUCUCCAUGAGGAGUUCAUCUUCUCCGCUCGCCUCGACAACCUCGGCUGCUCCUACUGCGCCGUCCGCGGAAUUUCCGACGCCGCCGAAAAAGGCGAGCACGAUGACGGCACAAUCCGCCUCAUCUCCCUCUUCGACCACGAGGAAAUCGGAUCCCUCACCGCACAAGGCGCCGACUCGAAUUUCCUCCCCGUAGUCCUCGAGAGACUUAAUAAACUCGAUAUCGGGGAUGGCGCACAAGCGACGAGUUAUGAGGAAUGUCUAGCGAAGAGCUUUUUGGUGAGUGCGGAUAUGGCACAUGCCGUCCACCCAAAUUACGCCGCAAAAUACGAGAACAACCACAAACCCCAACUCAACCUCGGCCCGGUCAUCAAAAUCAACGCAAACGCCCGUUACGCGACAAACUCCCCCGGUACGACUCUCCUCCAACACAUCUCAUCUAUCCCGCUCCAACAAUUCGUGGUGAGGAAUGAUUCGGCGUGUGGGAGUACCAUUGGACCCAUGUUGAGUGCGAAAUUGGGGGUGAGGACGGUUGAUUUGGGGAAUCCGCAGUUGAGUAUGCAUAGUGUUAGGGAGUGUGGGGGGACGAAGGACGUUCUGCUUGGGACGAAUUUGUUUAGAGAAUUUUUUGAGGGGUAUGAGGAGGCUGAGGCGAAGAUUUUCGUUGAGUAG